GUUUGUUUCAUUUCGUUGCAAGAGCAGAACAGCAUGGCACGGGCACAGGCACCGUACAGAUGUGUCGAAUGCAACUCCGAGGCAUACGAGCUUCACCGUGAUUACAGCAACGGGAUACUGAAAAUCACCAUAUGUGACUCAUGCCAGAAGCCCGUGGACAAGUAUAUUGAAUAUGAUCCAGUGAUCAUUCUGAUUGAUGCUAUAUUGUGCAAAAUCCAAGCUUUCAGGCACAUCAUAUUCAACACAAAAAUAAACAUACAUGGGAAGCUGUGUGUGUUCUGUCUGCUGUGUGAGGCUUACCUGAGGUGGUCACAGCUGCAGGGAUCUGAACAGAGCACUGACCCAGCGGACAUAAUCAGAUACACCAAAGAAUGGGAUUUCUAUGGAAUGUUUGGUCUGGCAGCUCUGGAGUUGGGCGUUUACUUGGGUGGAGUUCUGGCCUUCCUGUGGUUGGUGCGGGGGUUUCUGCAGUCCGGCCUGGAGCUGCCCAUGCUGCUGAAGGCCCUGCUGCUGUCCAGCUAUGGCAAACUGCUGCUUAUCCCAGCGGUCAUAUGGGAGCACGACUACUCCCCCCUCUGCUUCAGUCUCAUCAAACUCUUUGUGCUCACCUCCAACUCGCAGGCCAUUCGAGUCAUUUUGCACUGUAGCAGAAGGCUGUCCCUCCUGGCAGUGUUUGUGGGGUUCCUGUUUGAAACCUGUGCAGCAGUCGCCUGCCAGAGGCUGCAGUCAAGCAUGCCGGACUUUCUGCUGUUCCAGUGACCCGGCUCUGACCCACGUCGAGCGCAAAGCGCGGAAAAGAUGUGACCUCUCCCCGAGGCUGGAGCCGAAGCCAGGGAAUUAUGGGUCUCGGCGUUAAGACGGUGCUGUGUGGAGCAUUUCCCCUGGAACCAAACGGAGACAUUUAGGCCUUUGCAGUGGCCUCCCAGUGUUUAUAUUGGAGUCGGUGACCAGACUGAGAAUUCCUGAAGCGCAUUGUGAAAUGCCUGUCAUCUGAGACACUGUUUUAGGCACUAAGGAAACGUUGUCCAGGAUAUGAGCACUGCUUACAGAUGCCAUGUAUCUAGGAGCAGAUAUUUACUUAAAAAAUAAACUCCUUUUUUUUUUUUUUUUUUUUAAUCUUUUAAUGAACUUACAGAAAUUAAACGUUAAGAACUAAUUAAAAAAUAGUUAACAUCACAUGCAUUCAUACUAAUGUGGGGGAAAAUUGCCAGUUAGUUUAAAUACUGCAACAGCAAUUGAGAGAAUUACAGGAUCAAAAGUGGUAUUUUGUGUUUAUGUUUACAGCCUUCUUUCUUUGGGGCAGACAGUUCUGUAUAUUCUGAGUAAUGGCUAUGGGAGUUUACUCAAUAAUUAACUCAAGAAGUUCUGGAAUUGCAGAUAUUUGGAAUGUACCACAGACCUCCCACCCCCCACCCCCUGCGGCUUAAAAGUCCAUGGGGUACCGUAUGUCUUCAGGCAACACUGAAGACUGGUGUUAAUCUUCCUCAGGAUGCAAGGAAUCCAUGCUUCAAUAAAUAAUAGAAAAAGUCCACAAAAAAUGGCGUGUAUUAAAUGAAUGUUAAGCAACAGGCCCAUAAAAUCCUUUUGACAGAAAAUAUUUAAGGCCAGUUGGGUGUUGAAAUAAUAUCUCUAGAGUUUGGCCACAAGAGCGCUGCAGUCGAACAAGAUCUGUUAAUGAUUUUACCAGCUAUGUCAUAUGCAAUGCAUCUUCCCCUCUCUUUUCCAUAAUAAACUUUAUUUUUGUCUCAA
Messenger RNA from Anguilla rostrata (American eel), 1749 nucleotides. It is a transcript of the gene arv1, whose product is annotated as ARV1 homolog, fatty acid homeostasis modulator. Lineage: Eukaryota; Metazoa; Chordata; Actinopteri; Anguilliformes; Anguillidae. The coding region runs from base 34 to 759 and encodes 241 amino acids. The transcript has 5 exons. The record is from RefSeq and is a predicted model, not a curated record. Gene Ontology annotation, cellular component: cortical endoplasmic reticulum; Golgi apparatus. Gene Ontology annotation, biological process: sphingolipid metabolic process; regulation of plasma membrane sterol distribution; sterol metabolic process.